Plasmodium adleri (nom. inval.) is the source of this 4116-nucleotide messenger RNA. RefSeq names its product helicase with Zn-finger motif, putative. Lineage: Eukaryota; Apicomplexa; Aconoidasida; Haemosporida; Plasmodiidae. Bases 1 to 4116 code for a protein of 1371 amino acids. The transcript has a single exon. The record is from RefSeq and is a predicted model, not a curated record. Gene Ontology annotation, molecular function: RNA helicase activity; RNA binding; ATP binding. Gene Ontology annotation, cellular component: Ski complex. Gene Ontology annotation, biological process: nuclear-transcribed mRNA catabolic process, 3'-5' exonucleolytic nonsense-mediated decay.
AUGGCAUAUAAUAUAUAUUCCAACUUGUCCGAUUUUUGGACUAGUGAUGAUGAUGAAGAAUCCAAUGAAGAAGAGGAAGAGAACAAUGUAAAAAAUGAUAAAGAAGAAGAUAAUAAUAUAAAAAAUGAAAGAUAUGUUUAUGAUAUAGAAGAUAGUUUUAAUGAAUAUAAUUUUGAUAAGAGAGAAGAUAUGAGUAUGAUGUAUAUGGAUGAUAAUUCAUUUAAUAAAUCAAUAGAUAAAGAAUUAAAUUUUAAUAUACAAGAUAUAUUGAAUGAUUGUUCAAAUGAUAUAUCAGAAAACUUUACUAUAAAUAAUCUGUUAAAAAAAUAUGAUAUAAAUAAUUUUGUAUAUAAUGAUAAUUUAUUAAAAUAUUGUGAAACAGGUGUAGCAAUAAAUGAUGAAAAACCAAAUAAUGAAAAAUUAAAUUUGAAUGAAGGUUUUGAAUUUAAUGUCAAAUCUUCAUUUAAUUAUGUUAACCCUCCAAGUUAUAAUUCAAAAAUGAAUAGAGAUAUAAAAAAUGAGGUACAUCAAGAAAAUAUAAAAAAUAAUAAUAUCGAGAUGAAUCAAGUUAUUAAUAAUGAAGAUGAAAUGAUAAUUAAUAAAAAAGUUUUGGAUGAUAAUGAAAAUGUUGAUGUGGAAAAUGCCGACUAUCCAAACGGCAAAAAUAUUGAUAAUAAUAAUAAUGAUAAUAUAAUUUAUGAUGGUGGUAAUAACUCGAAUGAACCACAAAAACUAAAUAAUCAUAUUGAGAACACCAAAAUAAAAUAUAUACGAAAAAAAUGGGUUAUUGAAGAUAACGAAUCAGAUAUUUCAAAUUUUAAUAAAAAUGACUUAUUAUUAAAUUACGAUUUUGAAUUAGAUGAUUUUCAAAAAAGAUCAAUUAAACAUCUAAAUAAUUUUAAACAUGUAUUCGUAGCUGCUCACACAUCAGCUGGUAAAACGUUGAUUGCCGAACAUGCUAUAGCAUUAUCAAUAAAAUUACAAAAGAAAGCUAUAUAUACUAGUCCAAUAAAAGCUUUAAGUAAUCAGAAAUAUUAUGAAUUUAAAAAUAUUUUUAAAGAUGUUGGAAUUAUUACAGGUGAUGUUAAAAUGAAUGUAAAUGCCAAUUGUAUAAUUAUGACAACAGAAAUUUUAAGAAAUUUAUUAUAUCUUAAUGAUAAUAUUAUUAAUAAUAUACAUUGUGUUAUAUUUGAUGAAGUUCAUUAUGUAAAUGAUGAAGACCGAGGUGUUAUAUGGGAAGAAUCUAUUAUUAUGCUUCCACAUCAUGUACAAAUAUUAUUAUUAAGUGCAACCGUUCCUAAUUAUUUAGAAUUUGCUGAUUGGGUUGGUUUUACAAAACAAAAAGAAGUUAUUUCUAUAGCUACUAAAAAAAGACCAGUACCAUUGUUACAUUAUAUUUAUGCUUAUGAUUCAGUUUAUUUAGUUAUGGAUGAAAAAAAUAAAUUCUAUUCUUCAGCAUUUAAAGAAAUAUAUGUAAAAAUUAGAGAGAAACAAGAAGCUAAUAAUAAAAACACAAAACAAUUGACAUCAGGUGCUCAUAAUUCUUCUUCGAAUUUUAAAAAAAAUAAUAAUUAUUAUGAUUCAAAAAAUAAAAAUGCUAAUACAACAAAUAAUAAAGAAAAUGAUAAUACACAAAAUAAUAAUAGUAAUAAUAAUAAUAAUAAUAAUAGUAAUGUUAAGGGAUAUUAUGAAUAUUGCAAACAAAAGAGAAAACAAAAAUUAUUUGCUAAUGAAGCUAGUAUGAAAACUGAAAUACAAAAAUUACAAACACUUAUUAAAAAAUUAGAUCAAGAUAAUAAAUUACCAGUCGUUUUAUUUUGUUUUUCUAGAAUCAAAUGUGAAACAUAUGCUAAAUGUAUGCCACAUUUAAAUUUUCUUGAUACCAAUAAAAAAUCAAAAGUACAUUUAUUUAUUAAAGAAUCUAUAUCCAAAUUACCUAAACAAGAUAGAGAAUUAAAUCAAAUUCAAAGUUUAAGUAAAUUAUUAGAAAAAGGAAUAGGAGUACAUCAUAGUGGUCUUUUACCUAUAUUAAAAGAAAUUGUAGAAAUUUUAUUUUCGAAAGGAUUAAUAAAAGUAUUAUAUGCAACUGAAACAUUUGCUAUGGGUAUAAAUAUGCCAACCAAAUCUGUUGUUUUUACAUCUAUAUAUAAACAUGAUCAUUUAAGAAAAAGAAUAUUAACUUCAUCAGAAUAUACACAAAUGUCUGGUAGAGCUGGUAGGAGAUCAUCUGAUAAAUAUGGUUAUGUUUAUAUAUGUUGUUGUGAUAAUAUUCCAGAUCAAGUGCAACUCACUGAAAUGAUGAUGCAAAAAGCUGUAAGUCUAAAAAGCAAAUUUAAAGUAACAUAUAAUAUGAUUCUAAAAUUGUUAAUAAAUAAACAAAUAAAUAUAGAAAAAAUGUUAUUUAGUUCAUUUCUAGAAAGUUGUAGAGCUUUACAAAUACCAUUGUUUAAAAAAGAUCUUAAAAGAAAAAGAAAAGUGUUGCAAAAUAUAAAAGAAGUUCAAUGUAUAUAUGAUCAAGAAAAUAAAAAUGCUUAUCCUCCUAUUGAGCAAUAUGUACAAAUAAAUUAUAGAUUAAAACAUAUUGGAUUAAAUCUUCAUAAAAAAUUACUAAAUACAAAAAGCAGUAAUUGUUUUGUUAUAGGAAGGGUUAUGUUAUUAAAUAAUAUUCACAUCUUACAUAGUUCUGUCUAUGCGAUUUAUUUAGGAUGUGAUAAAAGUAAUAAUAAAAAAAAAAAUGAUAAAGUUGAUUUUGCUAGAAACAGUAUUUUCUUUCAAAAUAGUUAUGAAGAUGAUCGAUCAAAUGAGCGAUUUUUCUUUUUAUUUAUUCUACCUGAUUUUAUGGCAUUUGAAGAUUUGCCUGAUUAUAUUGUCAAUGAAACAGAUCAGAAUAUGUUGGCGUCCAAAAAAAAAAAAACUACAAGCAAUAGCAAUAAUAAUGAAAAAAAAAAUAAUAAUAUUAAUAUUAAUAAUAAUAAUAAUAAUAAUAAUAAUAAUAAUAUGAGUAAUAAUAAUAGUUUGUCCAAUUCUGUGUCAGAAAAUAUAAAUUUAUAUGAGAAUUAUAAAAAUGUAUUUUCCAAAAAAAAUAAUAAAAGUGAUAUAAAAAUUAUUUAUCACUCAUCAUUCGAUACAGAUAUUAAUAAAAAACAUUUUGUUGUUUGUUCAAAUGUCUGUAUAGAAAAUAUCUCUAUUAUAACUAAUACUGUUAUUAAAUUACCAAAUGUAAAUAAUACAGCUAUUCUUAAUAAUCCAAAUAAUUUAUUAUUAUAUACAUUUGAACUGGAUAGACUUAUAGAAAAAAAUAUUUUCGAACCAUUCGUUUUGACAAAAAUGUUAAAGUCAUUAAAAUGUGAAUUUUAUUCUGUAUUAGUGAAUCAAGCAGAUUAUUUAGAAAACCUAAAAAAAUCGAAAUGUUAUAAUUGUAAUUUAAAAGAAAAACAUUACGAACUUAUAUGUAAAAAAAAUGAUUGUUUAGAUGAUAUUGAAAAUAUUGAAAGAAAUAUUAAUGCAAAAUCAUUAAAUCUUUAUGAAGAUUUAGAAGGGAAACUUAAUGUUCUACAACAUUUUGGAUUUAUAGAUGAUCAAAAUAAUUUAACUGUAAAAGGAAAAAUAGCUAGCUAUAUUACUUUAACUGAUGAAAUUACAUUAACACAAGUUAUAUUUGAAAAUGUUUUAAACAAAUUAAAUCCAGCUGAAAUAGCAGCAGUAUUAUCAUGUUUUGUAGCACCAGAAAAAAAAGUAGAAGAAUCACCAGACUUAACAGUUAACUUACAAGAAGUAAAAGCAGCUUUAACAAAUAUACAUAGUAGCUUUGAAGAAUUUUAUAAGGUUAUUCGUUUAAGAAUAAGCUCAGAAGAUCAUUGGAAAUUAUGUAAUUUUAAAAUUAUGUUUAUUGCAUAUAAAUGGACUCUGGGUGUUUCCUUUGCAGAAUUGUUAGAACAGUGUGAAUUAGAAGAGGGAUUAAUAGUAAGGUCUAUAUUACGAUUAGAUGAUUUAUGUAGAAAAGUUAAAAUUGCUUUCUUAUAUCUAGGAAAUAUUGAUUUGGCUGAAAAAGUUGAGAAAACAUCUCAUCUUUUGAGACGGGAUAUAAUAUUCACAACAUCGUUAUAUUUGCAGUAA